CAUUACUCACAAAAGAAACAAAUCUAUUUCUAAACAAUGGCAUCCCACAAUCAGAGCUACAAAGCUGGUGAAACCAAGGGCCGAGCUGAGGAGAAGACUAGUCAGGCGAUGGGUACAAUGGGGGACAAGGCCCAUGGAGCAGCGGAGUCCACGAAAGAAUGGGCCAAGGAGUCCAAAGAUCAGACAGGAAGCUAUAUGUCGGAUAAGGCCCAAGCGGCCCGAGAGAAGGCCCAAUCUGGGAAGGAGACGACCGGAGGGAUACUGGAGCAGACGGGCGAGAAAGUGAAGAGUAUGGCCCAAGGAGCGGCGGAUGCUGUGAAAAGCACUUUUGGUAUGGCCCACGAUGAUGACGUGGGCAAGGAGGGGAGUGACACCACCACUUAUCGCAGGGGCUGAUUCGUAAUUAUGUUGUUACUGUUCUGGUUUUUGUUUUUUCUGCAUGGUUUGUUGGUGUUGUGUCGUGUAACAUUUCCCUCCCUUUUUGUUGGAGGUGGUGUUUGGUGGUCUGUAUUCCAAUAAGAACAUCCUUUGUCUUUGCU
Molecule: messenger RNA, 539 nt
Organism: Cucurbita moschata (crookneck pumpkin)
Lineage: Eukaryota; Viridiplantae; Streptophyta; Magnoliopsida; Cucurbitales; Cucurbitaceae
Product: late embryogenesis abundant protein 7
Exons: 2
Coding region: 37-396 (119 amino acids)
Source: RefSeq, a predicted model, not a curated record